CGCAAAAGAGUGGCAGCUGGUAACAGGACCAUCAUACAUGAUCCAAGUGUCCGUCUUUGUAGGUAGUUUAGGUGACGCACGCUGCUGGUUUAUUAGCCGUCGAAUAAUCUUCAUCGGCAAAUCUCACAGAGCAUGCAUGCAUAAACCCCACCGCCCUUCUGCAAGCUCCUAAACCAGAGGGGUCCAGAUAAGAAGAACCGCGUUUCCAACCCCGAAGUCGACCGCGAAAGCAACGCCGUGGCAUGACUACACUUGGUACCAUUCUUUUGCAAAUGCCCCGGCUCUAAAGGCAGCAGCUAUGACGGCCAAUACGAACCGCAUCUCGACUUACACAACUGCAUCUGGCAGUUCUGAGGGCAAGAAUGGAGAGCAAAAGAAGGACAUGUGGAGCUCCAUGCUCGACUCCGUAGCAAGCGGCAAGCGGCUACCAGAGAAGAACCUUUUGGUGCUGGGCGGUACCGUCGAUUCGCAGCGUGAAUUCCUUGAAUCCGUGUCGAAUAUCGAGCUUCGGAGGGCCUUGGACAGAGGCGCCACCAAGCUCCCUCCCGUCGCCAACAACUUCGCCCUAGGCUAUACAUACUAUGACGUGCUGGAUGCUGACCAAGAAGACACACUUGCUCGCAUCUCGCUGUACACCCUUACAAGUCCAUGUCUCGCAUUCAGCUCUCUUCUACAGCCCCUCCUCACGCCGCAAUCCAUCCCCAACACCCUGAUAGUUGUCCUCCUCGACUGGUCACAGCCGUGGAAAUGGAUGCGCCAAUUGCGACAAUGGAUCCUUCUCCUCCGGACUGUCCUCGUUUCUCUCAGCAUGGAAUCCAAGGACACAAUGGAGGACGUCAUGAUAAGCUGGCGAGAUCGGGGCCGGGGAGGUGGGACGAACUUGGACGGGACUGCCUCGGCGACAGCGACCGAAGGUGAUGUCACACUCCCCCUUGGGCCGGGAGAGUGGGAGGAUGCGUUGGGGUUGCCGUUGUGUGUGGUCUGCCAGAACGCCGAGCAAAUGGAGGUUCUCGAGAAGACACAAGGUUGGAAGGAGGAGGAGUUCGAUGUCGUCCUCCAGUUCAUGCGGACUGUCUUGCUGAAGCAUGGCGCAUCCCUCAUCUACACCACCCCCUCCAUGUCCACACAACUACAGAGCCUUGUACACUCAAGCCUGGGGAUCCACUCGUUACUCAAGAAGCACCCGCUCAAACACAACGUCAUCGACAGAGACAAGAUCGUUGUACCGCCCAAUUGGGACUCGUGGGGAAAGAUUCGGGUUCUCCGGGAAGGAUUCGACGUGGAGCUUGUGAGCAACGGAUGGUCAAUGGACUUGGAUCACCCUCUCCCGCAAACCGACAGUAACGGCACCGGCAAUGGGACAGUUACCAAUGGGAAUGAGGAGGGAAACGGCGACUCGGACCCGGAGGGGUCUACCGUAUCUCUGUACGAGGCCGCAGUACAGGAUUCGAGCCUCAGUGCUUUACAACUAGCCAGCCGAGACAGCCAUUCGACUAAGCUGGAGGUCGAAACAACCGAUACGCAAGCCUUCCUUGGCCAGCAGCUCAAGUACCUGGAGGUUUUUAAACAGAAGAACGAGGAAGCAAAUCGCGAGGGUACUCGGUCGAACACGUUGAAGCGAGCAGAUAGUGAUAGCGGCGGCGACCUUGCCGCAGGGAGAGCAGGCGAAGGCAAAGUCAACGACCAUAUCGGCCCUGUGCAGUUCAACAUGGGCGGCAUCCAAGUCGAUGCGGAUGACAUGGUGCAACGGCUCAAGGACCGACAAGCGUAUGGCUCAUCGCCAGAGCCGGCGAGCCCGGAUGCCGAGACAGCGGUUGAAGAUCCCAAGGCAGACACGGAGAACCUCCAGGCUUUCUUCACUGAUUUGAUCAAUAGGAGAGGUGGCGCCAAGUAAAGCGAGCUGGUCAACGCAGCUGACGGGAUCGGUGUGACAAACAUCUAUCGAGACAUUCAGAGUUACAUCUUCACAACCUUUGUUUGGAUCAAUACUUCAACCCCAGGUUUGGAGUCAGCAGCAGCGACCCCGGGGACACGCAGUUAUGAUCCAACAUGUACAUUUACGGCUUAAAUUUUGCUGGCUGGGCAUGUCCAAUGCCAAGCAGCAGAAUUUGGGGAAGAUCUUUCUGGUCGAUUCUUGCCAUGGCAUUUCAUGGCGCAACUUGGAGGCGCGAAAAGACUUGUAGAUUAGAUACCCCAUUGAUGAAAAGAUUGUCUGGUAUGGCUGACGCUAGUUCCGACUUGGAGAUGAUAGACAGAACCAAGUCCCAGGUCCUCAUUGAAAGUGCUGCUGAGU
Messenger RNA from Phialemonium atrogriseum, 2293 nucleotides. RefSeq names its product dynein light intermediate chain-domain-containing protein. Bases 299 to 1894 code for a protein of 531 amino acids. The record is from RefSeq and is a predicted model, not a curated record. The transcript has 6 exons. Gene Ontology annotation, cellular component: cytoplasmic dynein complex; meiotic spindle pole body. Gene Ontology annotation, molecular function: dynein heavy chain binding. NCBI's taxonomy places the organism in Eukaryota, Fungi, Ascomycota, Sordariomycetes, Cephalothecales, Cephalothecaceae. Gene Ontology annotation, biological process: microtubule-based movement; microtubule cytoskeleton organization.